GUCGGGAAGAUUGUUGCGAUAGACGGUGGUGAAGCUUGUGCUUGAGUUUUGGCAUAGAAGAAGAAGAAGAAGAAGAAAAGAAGAAGAAGAAGAAGAGAAAGAGAAGAGAGGAUGAGUACGAGUGCGCUGGAUACGUUGCAGCGGUUACCUUGCGCCACGCUGAAAUCGCUGGCUCGACUAUGUGGUCUUAGUCCAUCAUACACAAAAGCAAUCCUAGCCGCAAACAUCACCCACGCCAUCUCCCCGUUCUUCAAUCCCCCAUCCUCAUCCCCAUCCUCGUCCUCAUCCACACCAGCAUCCACCUCCGCCAGAUCCUCGCUCUCCACAUUCUCCUCCGCCGCCGACCACGCAGCCGGCUCCGCAUCCAGACGUUCCUACCGCGUCCUCUCAAUCGACCUAGGUCUUCGCAACUUCUCCUACUCCGUCCUCGACCUUCCCCCGCGGCCCGCAUCCACAGAUCCUCUGUCCUCCCCGCGUCCUCUGCUCGCAGCCUGGUCCGUCGCCGACAUCAUCCAAUCCUCCUUCCCCUCCCUCUCCCCCUCCCCCGCACCCACCGACACCCCCGCAUCUCCGUCCCUAAUCAACAUCAGCGCAUUCUCAUCCGCCCAAGCCGCCGCCGUCGCGUACGACUUAUUCGCCGAAACCCUGCUCCCGCGGUACGAGCCGGACGUGAUCAUCUUUGAACGCCAGCGACUCCGCAGCGGCGGCGGCCACGCGGUGAUCGAGUGGACGCUGAGGAUUAAUAUGUUUGAGAGCGCGUUGCAGGGCGUGUUUGUCGCGCUUAACAGACAGGGGCGGUUAAGAGCGUCUGUAUGCGACGUGUUGCCGAGCACGACGAAGGCGUAUUGGAUCCGCAGCGAGAAGAAAGCCGAGACGCCCGACGCUGAAGCAGCAACAGCGACGGAGAAGAAGAAGAGCAGGAAGAGUAAGAGCGCGGGAUCUACGUAUGCGCUUUCGAAAGCGGCGAAAGUCGCGCUGGUCAAGAAGUGGACCGAGAACGUGACGGCCAAAAGUCCAGAUUCCUGUGCCCACGUCGUGUUUUCCCCAGACACAAUCCCGCUCGCCAUGCAAUUCAACACAAAGAAACCCCCCAAAUCAAAAUCCAAACCCCUGACAGACCCCACCCCUCUUCUCUCUCAGCACCAGCAGCAAGAAGACGACCGCUUCCUGCACCCGCCCGCCAAAUUCAAACUCGACGACCUCGCAGACUCGCUCCUGCAGGGCGUCGCGUUCAUCGAGUGGCAGCAGCACCAGUACCAGCUCGCGCGCGCGCUCAAGGCCGGCGACGAUCUCGAGAGCUUGAAUCGCGAGCUGUGCGCGAGGCAUGAGGAGGCUAUGCUUUCGGUGUAACUUUCUUGCUCUUUUGGUUGUUUGUGGGUCGUGGUGAGAGAUGUGCAUUUGCACGGUGUUGGGAUUGAUUCUGUUUUUGUUACAUCACUUUGGUGCUUUUUGAAAUGCAUAGUUAAAUAAUGAGUGUUUUUGUCGUCCGCAUCAUUUCUAAUUCAAAAAUGAAAAAAUAC
This is a messenger RNA of Myxozyma melibiosi, 1520 nucleotides long. Its product is annotated as mitochondrial resolvase Ydc2. The record is from RefSeq and is a predicted model, not a curated record. Gene Ontology annotation, molecular function: crossed form four-way junction DNA binding; flap-structured DNA binding; Y-form DNA binding. Lineage: Eukaryota; Fungi; Ascomycota; Lipomycetes; Lipomycetales; Lipomycetaceae. Bases 112 to 1350 code for a protein of 412 amino acids. Gene Ontology annotation, cellular component: mitochondrion. The transcript has 2 exons.